Messenger RNA from Fonsecaea erecta, 1149 nucleotides. RefSeq lists its product as hypothetical. The transcript has a single exon. Bases 1 to 1149 code for a protein of 382 amino acids. The record is from RefSeq and is a predicted model, not a curated record. NCBI's taxonomy places the organism in Eukaryota, Fungi, Ascomycota, Eurotiomycetes, Chaetothyriales, Herpotrichiellaceae.
AUGGAUGAUGAGGCGCAACUGAAAUACGAACUUGCUGAGGUUGCAUUCGACAAGAGGCAGUUAUUGCUGGAGCGUCGGGAGCUUUCCAUCAAACGACGACUGGAACAGCUCAAACCCUCUGUCAACUUGACCCAGAAUACAGUCAACUCGAUCGAAGAUACUGCCGUGGUCAAAACUGAGGAUGUGCCUGACGCGACCGACAAGACUGGAGUGACGGCGCAAAAUCGGCCUUCUGCCGAGGUGCAGGCAGACUUGACAGCGGCCUCACUCAACAUGCAAAGUACUCCUGCUGUAAGCCCAGACCGCACUGUCGCCAUCAAGGAGCACCAAGAAAAGGUGGAUCCUGAAAAACAAGAGGCUGGAACAGGAGCGCAUCGUAUGCAGAAUGUAACGCACCCGCGGCGCCAGACUUCCAAGGCGGACGUUCUUGCAGGCACAGCAAUCGGUUCGAAUAAGGGUGAAGAAGCGAGCUCACACUAUCGGAUGAAGAGGCGCCGGUCUCUGUCCUCCCCACCAGAAAUGCAAGCAGCUGUUCCGGAGAAGUCUAGGGGAACGGCCGAAGAUUUGCUAGCAGAGUUCAGCGGUCGACCGCCUGCUCGUUCAACCAACGUACCGCUUCAACGAAAGCAAGCUGGGCAUUCCGAUCACCUAGCCGUGAGCUCAGAAUCUGGCACCGAUUCCGAAACAAGCGAUGCUGCUGGCCGACAAGGCAAUAGGUUCAAGCGAAGACGGACGUCCCAGGAAGACGAAAAGAAGCAUGUUGAAGUCUCUAGGCCCAUGACUGAGUCUCAGAAGUAUGAUAUCAUUGAACUUUACACCCACCUUCUCCUGAAGCAUAUGACGGCAGUCGAAUCUUCGGUUCCGUCACAGUGGUUGCAGAAACCGACAGUCGUGUCAAAGAUGCGAAGAACCACCAACGGAACGAUACAUCAUACACUCUCCCUUCUUCACCAAGAAUUUGAGAUGACUAUCCACGCACAUGCAAAAAGUAUCUAUCUUCGUCAGACUUUGGUGGGGAAGUUGAAUAAAUUUCAAGAUGCUCAACCUCAUUGGUGGCCAGAGUGUCAAGCGCUGAAUACCCAGCAAGAGAGGAUAUCUUUCGUUACCAAGGUUUUCCAAGCUAUUGCGGAUGAUAAGUUCAAGGAAUAG